CAUUUUUUAUCCAUAAAUGAUACUUUUGUGCACUUCCCGCGAAUAUUUUCUUUUCGCGCCAUGCUCGACACCAGCGAGUACACAACUAUCGAUAUGCGCGGCAUACUCGCAUCUGCGGAGUUGUUGAGCGGCAAUGGUCACAACAACACACACAUUCGCGCUCUCUUAAGAAGGAAAAAAAAGAAAAAGAAAAUUAGAAAUCUAAAAUAUAUUCGAUCGAUGGCAGAACCCCGUCCCGGCGCCUACAACUACAAGACAUUAUUAUGCACGAACAUCCCGGAGCUUUUCCUGGACAAAUAUGUGGCGCGCUCGCACUUCGGCCGCUUUGGGACCCUCGUGAACUUCGUCCUGCGUCCGCGGCGGAUGACCUGCACCGUGAGCUAUGCCAGCGAGGAGCAGGCGGAGCGGGCGCUCCUCGAGGGCGACAGCUUCCAGGGCCAUCAGUUUGAUAUAUCCUAUGCUGAGAACGAGACGGCGCCGGCACAGAAAACGGAGGAGUGGGUGGAUCCCGAUGUGCAGGCGGAGUUGAGUGCACUGCAAUCGGGCUGGCGUAAUGAGUAUGCCUCGGGCAAGCCCCUAAAGCCAUCACUGAGUGGAGCUCCAAUGCUGCCUUCCCUACCAGCUGCGGCUGCAACAGCGGCGGUUAGCGUUAAGAAUCCUCCCGCCACCAGGGAUCGUACGCCUGCCCAGCUCAGGGAUCUGGAGAACGUGAUGCGCAGACCCGCCCACACAAGCGAGGAGAAGUUCCGCGUGCUGGAUGCCCGUGAUAAGCUGCUCCGCAUGAACCGAACGCAACAGAAGCCGGUGGCCGGUGCCACCCAGGGUCACUGCCCCGACAUGUGUCCAGAGAAGGAGCGCGUGCUGAGAGAGUUCCAGCGCCAGGUAGCCGUCUAUGAACUGCAGCCGGGCUCCGAUGAGCUGAUCUGCCACGAAAGAGCGCUGAAACAGUACUCACGCAGCAGUGCCGACCAGGAGACGCCACUGCCGCAUGAACUGCGCAAUGAGACGGCCCUGCACAUGACCAUGAGCUAUCUUAUGCAUGAGAUUAUGGACAUUAGCGAGCGCCAGGAACCGCAAAGCUAUCUGGGUGAUUGGUUUCACUUCGUCUGGGAUCGCACGAGGUCCAUCCGAAAGGAGAUCACCCAGCAGGAGCUGUGCUCGCUGGGCGCCGUCAAGCUGGUGGAGCAGUGCGCCCGGUUUCACAUCCAUUGCGCCGCACGUCUGGUUGCCGCCGAUCCCAGCGUCUUUGACAGCAAGAUCAACGCAGAGAAUCUAACCAAAUGCCUGCAGACCCUGAAGUACAUGUACCACGACCUGCGGUUAAAGGGCGUCCAGUGUCCCAGAGAGGCGGAAUUCCGAGGCUACAUAGUAUUGCUGAAUCUUGCCGACGCCAACUUUCUCUGGGACAUCGGCCAGCUGCCCGCUGAACUGCAGAAUUGCCCCGAAGUGCGUCAGGCCAUUCAGUUCUACUUGGCCCUGCACGACACGAACUUUGUGCGGUUCUUUCAGCUGCUGAUGGACGAGGACACCAGCUACCUAAGUGCCUGCAUCCUAGUCACAUACUUCACGCGACUGCGCGUGCUGGGAUUGCAUCGCUUGAUCCAGGCGUACAGGGCUCCGCGGAAGGAUGAGGUGUCUUCGCUGCCUCUCAGCUACAUCGCCGACCUGCUGAGCUUUGCCAGCGAACAGGAAGCAGUCGAUUUUGUCCAACACUAUGGCCUGGAGCUAAACGAGACGGGCAGAGUUGUGCUGAGCAGAAUGCACACGGUGGAGACGGAGUACAAGCUGCCGCGACAGUAUGAGCUGGUGGAAAUGAAACGCGUGCAGAGCGUGGGCGAAGUUGUUAGUGGGGAACCUUUGCCACCACGAGCCCUCUACCUCAACCACCGGCCGCACAAUAGCUUCAACGAGCAUGGAAUGCUUAAGAGCAUUGCAUGGACGGCCAAGGAUCAGCUGCCUGGCAUGCAGCAAGAGGAUGUGCAGCCACAAAUACCUUCGCAUCCACCAGCAGCGUCAAAACAGAGCGACAAUUUCUUUAAGGUGCCGAUGCAACCCGACGGAACGGCAACAGGGUUUGGAGCUCCUGCCACGGCUGCUGUUGCGCCAGCCUCCACCAUCGAAGCAUUCAGUUUUGUCCUACCCAAAUCACGUGCCCAGGAGCUCCAGGAGCAGGCUGUGGCUGAGCAGCAGCGCCGGGCACAAGAAGAGGCCAAGCAUCAGGCACUCCAAAUAGCCAUUGCCGCUGCAAAGAAGCGAGAAGCUGAGCUCAUGGCCAUUCACGAGGCCAAAGUAGCCGAAGCCGAGCGAAUACGUCAGCAGAAGCUGAGGGAACGCCAGGAGCAGCAGCGUCGUCAGCAGGAGGAGUUGGAGGCGCAACGCCAGCAGGAGCAGGAGAAACUUCAGCUGGAAAAAGAGCGGCAACUAAAACUGGAAGAGCUGCGUCUUUUGCAGCAGCAGGAAAGAGAGGCCCGCAAGAAGACCAAAACUUUGGAGUGCUACCAGGACACAUUCCAGGACAUCCUCGCAGAGGUUUGCAGCCGAGAGUUUAAGUUGCAUGACCAGGCUUGCUGUUCCUACGAAUCCGUGCUGGACUCGCUAACACGUGGUCUCGUCGAGCAGCAGAUGCAGCAAUCCCUCUACGAACUGGGCAUCAUGCGGGUGUACAUAAAGCGAUGGAGAAACUAUCGGCGAGUGCAGCAGCAGAAGGACACGCUAUUUAACCAACUGCCUUUGAGCUUUAGGGCCGAUGAUACCGAUCGAUUGGUCAACGAACGCACCGUGGAGGAUUCACUGCGUCUGAUCAGACGCUAUAGACUUGGCGAGCCCUGCGAUUAUGGCAAACUUCUGGCUGGCCUGGAGGAGCAGAGUUGGCUGAAGCUGGAUCUGUGGCGCGUUUUGGACAAGUGUCUACCGCUGGCGCAACCAGGAGCUCGGCGCUUCUACAAGCUAUUGCUAAGCCUGUCCGGCGGGCAAGAGGGUAUCCAGUUGAACUACGAUUUGGAUAAGGGACUACUGCAGCAGCCACAGUCGCCGGAUGCCCGUUUGGCGGAAGGAGGAUACAUCAGAGGAUUCUCUCAGGGCAUUGGCUUGAGUGUGCUGAAGAUCCGAGACAAUCACCACGACUGGAAAGCCACCGACCUGGCCCAAGCCAAUGGUAUUAUUUGCCUGAUUGGGCUGGAGGACUUCCGCUCUCUAAAGCAGCGCUUGAGACCAUUGCUCCAAGCAAGCCGUUGUCUUGACGUGGCUGUAAUUGUGCAGCAUCCAGCAAAUACAGCCUUUGUGGACCUCGAUAUUCCUCUCCAGGAUCUGUGUCUGCGCUCAUUUAACGUCUUCCGUGUGAGGCACUCUGGAAACACCAGCCAGCGCUUGAUGCAUGCAUUGGAGGCGGCUGUAAAGUAUUUGGCCAAAGCCACAGAAAGGAAACCUUUUGAACACCUUCAACAAGUGGAGACCCGCGAGUUCGUGCUCGGCAACCUGGGUUCGGAACUCUUUCGCCGCCUAAAACACGCCGCGGAGCAGGAUGCGGCCAUCAGAAGGGGCAUUCGGUUGAAUCCACAGUUUUGUGCGGACCUUUUUAACGAGGCAGUGCAGCGCCUGCAAUUGGUGGCCGGCGAGGAUUUGAGCGACUGCCCCCAGUUUCCCGACGAGCUGCGUGUCUUUGUGCAGCCACUGCCCAUCGAAUCAUCAGUGCCCACCAAACGCUUGGAGCACUUUGAGCCCGGUUGGCACCUGCCCGAGCGACGCCAGCGCAUUGUCCAGCUUCUGGAGCGCUGUAAGCUGCCCAAGAUGUCGGAACUGCCGGGGACUUCAUCCCUGGCCGAGGCCCAGUGCCAGUGGGUAUUGGACUAUGCGCAGCUAAGUCAGCAGGAAGACUGCGUGGAACAGAUCGCCCUUCAGGCCAUUCAAAUUCUGCAGUCCAACGCGGAUGGCUACUUGAACUUUGUGGAAUACCUCGCUGGCGAGCGAAUGCUAUACAUACUGGGGCAGGAGAGGAAUCUGCCGCUAGGAGUUGUGUACAAAACGAAAACGCUGAAGAGCCGCUUCCUGGGCGCAUGGUUCUAUGAGUUCCGCGAGCCUCAGACUUACGAGGCCGCUGCCGCCGAGGAGGAUGCCCAGGAGCAGGAGGAGCAGGAGCAGCAGCCGUCACAAGCGGAGGAGCAACAACUGGACUUCAACGAGAUUAUGAGCAAGGCGGAGGCUGUGCUGAACAGGUGCCGCCAGCGUCAGGAAGAUCGCCAUACCCUGCGCGACCUCAACAGGUCACAUAAGACGAGGAAGGGCAAGGUGGCCCCCAAGCAAAAACAUGACGCGGAAAAUAAGCCCAAGCGCAAGCGGCCCAACUAAAAGUAGUCACUUCAUUAGCCAUUAGUUAUAUACAUGUAUGUUAAUUGUAGAUAUUUUAUAUGUGGUCGAGCGCAAUAUUGCCAUUGUAAAAAUAGACAAAGCUAAAUUUUAAAACGCAUUCAUUCUAAGCUCAAAAUCAAGUAAUCUUAAGUGCAACGCUGUGGCGAACGCCAAAAAGAGCGAGAAGUUAGAAAGUAAGAACGUAUACUGCUAGCCCUAAUUUAUAAUGUAAUUUUGAGAGUUUUAUAAUACAUAUGUUUUUGAUCCCCGA
Molecule: messenger RNA, 4615 nt
Organism: Drosophila erecta
Lineage: Eukaryota; Metazoa; Arthropoda; Insecta; Diptera; Drosophilidae
Gene: xmas
Product: protein xmas-2
Exons: 3
Coding region: 61-4344 (1427 amino acids)
Biological process (GO): mRNA export from nucleus
Cellular component (GO): cytoplasm; nucleus; transcription export complex 2
Molecular function (GO): RNA binding
Source: RefSeq, a predicted model, not a curated record